AUGUUAUCGAUGGAAAUAAACGAAGAAGCUCAAGCGAAACAAGCCAUUGGAUAUGAUUAUGAUACAAUGAUUCGUCAAACAAAUGAACAUUCUUAUAUAGUUUCUUUUGAUAAAUUACAUCAAGAAACAACAUAUCACUUAGAAAAAUCAACAUUAACAGAUAUUCAUACAGAUUUUAUUCGUAAUAAAGAAAAUCUUCUUACUAACGAAGGUUUUAUUCAUAUAAAAGAAUAUACUAUCGAUAGUAAUCAAUGUCGAUGUCAUGAACAUAAUGAUUUAUUACACGAUGAACAAUUUGAUAAUAUUAAACAUUUAUCCGAUUAUAAACUGGAAGUUUAG
This is a messenger RNA of Adineta steineri, 339 nucleotides long. The record is from the annotation of a GenBank genome assembly. Lineage: Eukaryota; Metazoa; Rotifera; Eurotatoria; Adinetida; Adinetidae.